Molecule: messenger RNA, 390 nt
Organism: Macrosiphum euphorbiae (potato aphid)
Lineage: Eukaryota; Metazoa; Arthropoda; Insecta; Hemiptera; Aphididae
Source: the annotation of a GenBank genome assembly
AUGUAUAAUACAAGUUGUGCUUCAACUUCGACAUUACUCGAUAACUCAUUUGAGCAAAAUUUGGAAACUGAUAGUCUAGAAAGUAGCGAUAUAUUGGAAUUAGAGACCAGCAUUAAUUCUUUAGAGCUAAUAGAACCACCAACUAAAAAAAAGGAAUGCCGUGGAAAAAUAAAUUUUAUAACAGCAAAAUUGACCGGAGCGUUAGAUAGAUGUCAAUUAAGUAUUCGAGAUUCUGUAUAUGUUCUCCAGGCUACUUUAGAAGCUUUAAAUUUUAAUACAGACGAUUACGUAAUAAACCAGACUUCUAUACACAGAGCUCGAGAAUCAUACCGUUGCGAGCGUGGUGAACUAAUAAAAUUACAAUUUAAGAAAUCACUACCUAGUACCUAA